Scedosporium apiospermum is the source of this 1050-nucleotide messenger RNA. RefSeq lists its product as uncharacterized. The coding region runs from base 1 to 1050 and encodes 349 amino acids. The transcript has 5 exons. NCBI's taxonomy places the organism in Eukaryota, Fungi, Ascomycota, Sordariomycetes, Microascales, Microascaceae. The record is from RefSeq and is a predicted model, not a curated record.
AUGCGUUUGUCCACUCUCGCCUUCGUGGCGGCCGUCGAGGCCCAGUUUCUCCAAGGCCUGAACCACUUACGAUUCGGAUGCGAGCAAAUUACCAUUGAGCGCCUUGACCCUCUCGUCAAUCCCGGCCAGGCUCCGACUCCCCACAUGCACCAGGUGGUCGGCGGAAACGCGUUCAACGCCACGAUGCCGUCGACUGACAUAUCCAAGCUGGCAACCUGCACGACCUGCGGCCCUGCCGACGACUUUUCCAACUAUUGGACGGCAAAUGUGUACUUCAAGGCUCGAAAUGGGUCUUACAGGCGUGUUCCGCAAAUGGCCAACCGGCUGCUGUUCGGUGACAGGUUCACCACCCAAACCAAAGGUGGUGUAACUGUGUACUAUAUUGCUCCGAGCAAGAACACAGUGACUGCUUUCCAGCCUGGAUUCCGCAUGUUGGUUGGGGACCCCAUGAGACGCGAGCCGUUAUACAAGUCCCAGAGCUGCUUCCGUUGCUAUUCCGGUCCGAAUCACGGAGGUGAUAAUGCGGCACCAUGUUCCGAUAAUAGGCUGGACUUUGAAGGUUUCCCCAACAUUCCGUGUCUCGGCGGGAUUAGGUCCAACGUGCUUUACCCAACUUGCUGGGAUGGGAAGAAUCUCGACAGCGCCAACCAUCAAGACCACGUUUCAUACCCUAGCAGGGGGCCUUCGAAUUUCCUGAGCACCGGGGACUGCCCUGCCAGCCACCCCGUGAAGAUCCCACAGCUCAUGUUGGAAGUCAUUUGGGACACUACCGGAUUCAACGACAAGUCCCAGUGGCCCGAGGACGGCUCCCAGCCGUUCGUGCUCAGCACGGGAGACCCCACUGGCUACGGGCAACACGGCGAUUACGUCUUUGGCUGGAAGGAUGAUGCUCUCCAAAGAGCUAUGGAUGACCAGGGUUGCUUUAGUGCCACCUGCGGGAACCAGAAGUCUCAAGAUAUUAGCGAGGCACAGAAAUGCACGAUUGAGAAGACUGUUCUUGAGGAUGUGGAUGGAUGGCUGACCGAACUCCCCGGUGUUCCCAUGAGUUAA